This is a messenger RNA of Zeugodacus cucurbitae (melon fly), 1790 nucleotides long. It is a transcript of the gene Cyp6g1, whose product is annotated as cytochrome P450 6g1. The coding region runs from base 152 to 1711 and encodes 519 amino acids. Lineage: Eukaryota; Metazoa; Arthropoda; Insecta; Diptera; Tephritidae. Gene Ontology annotation, biological process: response to DDT; insecticide catabolic process. Gene Ontology annotation, molecular function: oxidoreductase activity, acting on paired donors, with incorporation or reduction of molecular oxygen; iron ion binding; heme binding. The transcript has 4 exons. The record is from RefSeq and is a predicted model, not a curated record.
AGUGUUAUUUAUUAGCGGGUUGUGCGCUGCGAAUAUAAGUGCGAACCUGUGGGACUUGUCGUUUUAGUAUUGCUGUGGCAGCGCAUUACAAACGUUCGUCAGAAUUUUAAGACAAGGCUUUUAUAAAUAAUAUAUUCUGAAAGUGCGUAUAAUGAUAUCGGUAGAUACGGCUUGCCUCUUGGCAACACUCUUCGCACUCGUCUACAUUUGGAGUCGCUACACAUAUGGCUACUGGCAACGUCAGAAGGUGCCCUAUAUGCCAGCAGUGCCGCUGAUUGGCAACAUGCAAGUCCUGCUAACACUCAGCAACAGUUUCUAUCUAUAUCUCUCGGACAUUUAUAAGGAUGCGCGUAUGUCAAAGGCUGCCGCAGUCGGUAUUUAUUUAUUCAACAAGCCAGCGUUACUGCUACGUGAACCGGAACUAAUUAAAUCGGUACUAAUUAAGGAGUUCGCGAAGUUCGCUAAUCGUGCAGCCGCCUGUGAUCCGCACGGUGAUGCUUUGGGUUCGAAUAAUUUGUUCUUCAUACGCAAUCCACAAUGGAAGGAUUUGAGAGCAAAAAUAACGCCGGUCUUCACAACGGGAAAAAUUAAACAAAUGUAUCCAUUGAUGACAGAGAUCGGCACUGAGUUAGAGGCGCAUUUAAAAUCAUAUGAGAAAAAUGGUGACGCUUUCGUAACCGAAGUUAAGGAGAUAUGUGCGCUCUUCACCACCGAUCUGAUUGCCACAAUCGCGUUUGGCGUUAAGGCCAACAGUCUUGUAAAUCCGAAUGGCGAUUUUCGUACGCAAGGCCGAAAACUACUCACUUUUACACCCGGUCGCGCGUUUGCAUUUUUCGUCGCUUUCUUCUAUCCGAAUUGGGUCACCACAUUGCGUAUUAAACUUUUCACAACCGAAUUCAGUUCAUUUUUACGUAGUACCAUCGGUCACGUGAUGGCGUUGCGAGAGCAGAGCAAAGCGACGCGUAACGAUCUAAUCGAUGUGUUGUUGAGCCUGAAAGAGGAGGCCGUUGCGAAGGGCGAGUAUAAUACUCAGUUACAGGAUAUGUUGACCGCACAAGCCGCAGUAUUUCUGUCAGCUGGUUUUGAGACGUCCUCUUCGACAAUGGCAUUUGUGCUAUACGAAUUAUCCAAGCGGCUAGAUUUACAAGAACGCCUGCGUAACGAGAUUUGUGAUGCUUUCGUAGCGGAGCAGGGUAAACUGUCCUAUGAGACUAUCAAUAAUUUACCAUAUCUGAAUAUGGUAGUGGACGAAGUGUUGCGUUUGUAUCCAGUGUUACCUUUUCUCGAUCGCCAACACCUGCCGAAGGCGGGUGAAAAACAAUUCGAUCUGAAACCAUAUUACGAUUACACGGUGCCAAUAGGUAUGCCUGUUUAUAUACCAGUCUUUGGCUUACAACGUGAUCCCCAGUACUGGCCCAACCCGAAUACAUUUGAUCCGGAACGCUUCAGCCCCGAGAAUAAGAAAACCCAUAAUCCUAUGGCCUAUCUACCGUUCGGCACUGGACCGCGUAAUUGUAUUGGUAGUCGCAUCGGUUUGCUGCAAACUAAACUCGGUUUGGUGCAUAUAUUGAAGAACCAUUGUGUGACCAGAAGUGAAAAAACACCGGCGGAAAUCACAUUCGAUCCGCUGUCUAUAGUUUUAAGUUACAAAGGCGGCAUUUACUUGAAAUUUGUCAAUGACAAACUCUAUGAGCGUAAUGCGAGACUGUGAUUGUUUGAACUAAUUCCGAUAAAUGUAGAUAAAAUAAAAACUAAAUCGAAAAUAAAUAUAUGUUUUAGAAAAAAAUUAA